UUUCAAUUGUGUAAUGUCGCGGUGUUUUUAGAGCUAUGGAUUUAAAAGUAUUAGUAUUUGUUUGUCUUCUAGUUGCAAUUGUCAUUGGGUAUAAUUAUGAAAUUUACAGAAAAUUGCGAUGGGGAAAAUUAUCCUAGAAUUCGUGUGAGGCCAAGAAUCAAAAUAGGAAGGCGUAUAGGAAUAUUAAGGAGGCGUUUCAGAACUACAACACCUAAAUCAAUUACUACUACGGAAAGUCAUAUUCAUAAGCACAGGAAAUCAGAAGCUGAUAUAGAGGAUUCGAAGAUAAUACAAUUUUUAAAAGUCGUUCAGAGAGACAAUCUUUUAGGUAAUGAGAAUAUUACAUCAACUCGUCCCAAAUUUGUUAAAAAGGCUAAAAGAAUUAGUAGACAAACUGGAAAAAGAGGUUUUGAUAUAACGGAUAAGUUUUUAGAACAUGAACGGAGAGGGCACGAUGUCAAAAUUAAUAAAGUUAAUACUACACCUCGGCCUAGUUCAACUAGGCUUACUGAAAGGACAACUACUCCGAAAUCAAUUAUACGCAAUACAAACAUGAAUCGUACAAGAAGUGGUACAAGUAAUCGAAAACUUGGGCAGGCGAGUCAUAACGUUACCACUACUACACCUCGUUACUCUUCUAAGAGGGUUACUACGGGGACUUACACUCCUAAGAAAAUUACCACCGUUAAUCAAUCACGGUACCCAGGACGAACUACAAAUCGAACAUCAAGUCAGCCGAGAGGUAAUGUCACUAUUUUCCAAAAUCGUAAUUCAACAACUAGAGUGGCUCCAAGAGUGACUUCUCUAAAAACGACUAUUCCAAGAGUGACUGCUUUAAGAACGACUACUCCAAGAAUGACUAUUCCAAGAGUGACUGCUUUAAGAACGACUACUCCAAGAAUGAGUUUCAAUGUGACCGAGUCAAAUAAUACAUGGCGUACUACCAAAAGUCAACGACAUAUCUACUCCACUACUCCUACAUCUCGUCGAAUUUUUAUCAGUGACACAACUCCAAAGAUAAAUUCCACGGCCACUAAGUUCAAUAAUACCAGACAUAAAACAGGAAGUCAAGUAACUAGUCAGCCGAAUCGUUAUGGCACCGUGUCCACAACUCCAUAUACACGUGCUCCAGUUACUCAAAAGUUUACCACUCCAAAACCACAGCCUAACAUCGUUAUCCAAAUCAUCCCACCCUUGCCCCCUCAAGUCCAAACCGCCAAACCCUUACCCCCUCAAGUACCUAUAAGUACAACUCAAAAUGCACCUCAAGAACCUAAAAGCGGAUCAUCAAAUAUACCUAGCCUCUUGAAUAGUGAUAAGAAGGAAAUUAAAAAUAAAGCGAAGGAGAUCAAAAGUCAGGUGAAUGACAUUCUGGAUCUAACAAAGACUCUUGGCAAGGGAGCAAAAUCAAUCUAUGAAACUAUUAAAGGAAAGCCAGAGAGUAAGAACACUAUGACAGAGAAACCUCGGAAUCAACCGAAUGUUCCAGGAGUAAGUACUGUACCUGGAAUAAGUACUGCACCUGGAAUAAGUAUUGCACCUGGAAUAAGUACUGCACCUGGAAUAAGUACUGCACCUGGAAUAAGUAUUGCACCUGGAAUAAGUACUGCACCUGGAAUAAGUAUUGCCCCUGGAAUAAGUACUGUACCUGGUAUUACAACUACAACACAACCGACUAUAGCUGCGCGACCAUUGUACACGAUUAUUAAACCAAUUGUUCCAGCAUCAAUAGCAGUGCCAACUACUCGUAAUAAACCUACUUCGACAAAAUCGCCGGCCGUAAUUACGGACGACGAAAUUUGGAGACUAACGGAGGAUCUUUUUGCAAACGACGACUCCAAUGCUAUGAAGUAUAUUACCAUGAAUUUGCAGACGCGUAUUGAAGGUUUCAGUGUAAUGAACAACUUGAAUGCUUCGCUACUUCGUGUUGAUCCAGAGGCAUAUUCAAUCCCGUCGAUUCACACGGUUAGAGAAGUAUAUGAUAAUUACGAAAUGAACACGCUUAUUAAGGAAAAUGUCACGUGUCAAAAGCGGAGAGAAGAGAAUCUAUUGAUAGACAUUUUAUUGGACACAAAUGUUAUGUUAUCUGCUAUGAAAUGGCUAGCAAAGAAGAAUUUCAUUGAUACCGAUGAGUUUGGAAUGAAAGAAGCAUUGAAACAAAUUUGGUUUACUCAGUUUAACGGUACGUCGUCACCGUUCGAACGCAUAUUCUUGGCGGAAAUAAAUCCUGGAGAUAGUUCGAGAAUUAUUGGAGCCAAAAAUUGGGUUUACUUUAACUACCUCGAGUCUAUGAAACUUAUUAAUUAUAUGGGAUAUAAGACGAAAGUGGACCUCGGCGAUAAAGCAUCGCUUAUAAAAUUACAAUUCAGGUUGAAGGAUGUUAUUAAUCGUGAUGUAGUCUUGUUUGUUGGGCCAUCUCCUGAAUUCGAAAUGGCUUUAUAUACAAUAUGCGCUUAUGCGAGGCCAAACGGCAUUUGUCUUGUAUCCCUUGGAGGGGUGAAAAUAACCUUGUAUACUUCAAUAUUCAGGUACUACGGAAAAGAUCUGAUCAAUUCGGCUAAACUAGUUUUCUAAAUUCAGAUAUAGGAUGUAUUCGUCGCAAGGUUUGGCAUUUACUGUGGCAAAAUCGUAAGAAUUACCCCACCGAAUAAUUUUAAACAUUAUAGCCGGUAAACGUUUGCGACGUAUUUAAGUAUUUGUACACGAUUUUACUUACGAACAUAUUAAAUGAGAUUGUAGUAAAAAAUACGAAUAUUCAUGCGCGAAAGGAAUAUUCAGAUUAUAAGAUGUCAUCUAGAGUUGCAUUUUCGGACAUAUUGUUUGCUGACUGAUAAAACGGGAAAGUAUUAAUCGUUUGUGUUUAUCUGAAGAUGUAAGAUAGUUAAAAGUAGAAAAAGCGUAAUUACUUCCACAAAUGAAUAUUUGCAUGCCAAGUAAAAUAAUCUAGAAAAAGUGAA
Orussus abietinus is the source of this 2957-nucleotide messenger RNA. Its product is annotated as poly(U)-specific endoribonuclease homolog. NCBI's taxonomy places the organism in Eukaryota, Metazoa, Arthropoda, Insecta, Hymenoptera, Orussidae. Gene Ontology annotation, molecular function: RNA endonuclease activity. The record is from RefSeq and is a predicted model, not a curated record. The transcript is spliced from 7 exons. Bases 97 to 2574 code for a protein of 825 amino acids.